GAUGAAUGCCGUGGGUAGCGCGCUCAGUUCCUCCUUUCGCCACAAUGAACGAGAUCGACCAUCGGCAGAUGGAACUUUCAGCGGAUGCACGGUAUUUCGACCCCAGAGCAUGACAGGGCCGCCAAGCCCCUCUCUAUAUUCACGUUCACGGCCAAUGAUAGUCCCAGCCACCGCAUCAUUCGUGAUUCUGCUCUCGCGGGACCCUGUAAAACGGAAAAGAGCAUCGUAAAAGGACGCUCGGGAUCUAUAUCGACGAAGCCAGGUACAUGCAGUCCGAGGAGGGAAAGCCAGGCAUAACGAAACACGUCUUUGGCCGUCGGUGUGACAAGAUAGAGCAAGACAUCCCGGAUGUCUGAGAACAGAAUAGUCGCAUACGGAUCAGAAUCUGCCGCAUCAUCUGUGGCGCGACAAGGCAUAAACUGAGUACCGUCUGAUAUCUGUUCGGAAAAGCAGAAUUUGCGGUAUGGGUCGAGGUCGUCGACCUGAGCUACGGUGGGGUAAGACGGUGGUGGGAUUGUAGGAGAGCCAGCGGAGACCCAGGCAUCCCAGCCUGGCGCAUUUUCCUCCCCGACACGAGGAACUUCGGUCUCCCAAAACUCCUCCAGAGAGUCUAGGCUUUGCUGGAAAGAGGAUCGUCCGAGAGAGGACGGGACAUGGAAUGUUCUGUCUUGUCGAUCAAUGUACAAUACGAGAUGAAGGAAGAAUUCGGCUCACAAUUCAGCUUGCGCUUGAAACAUAGCAGUAGCUCGCUCAGGAAACCCUGGAGGCGGUCAGCACAAUGAUGCAUAUACUAUUUCUACAUACUCACCAGCCUGUUGAAGAGCAACAGCGAGCCGCCAGAAUACACGAAGUUGGCUGAUUUCGUCCCCUUGAAGAGAAGACAGUGCCCGCUUGACGUCGUCCACGAUUGCCGAGAUACCACCUCUGCCUCUGCGGAUCUGACAUUCGAUCCAUUCCAUCCACAAAUCCCCUCCACCAACUUUCUUCAAGGCAUUUUCCCACUCAUAUCGCAAUUUACUCUCAUGCCAGAUGUCUUCGCCCGCUUGUAGAUACUUGAGCCAAAGGAUGCGAGACUGCGGGAUUGCAUCCAGUGCUCGAGUCAGAAUCGAAAUGGAUAUCUCAGCCCGAGCUGUGGACGCGUUCUUGGAUGUAAUCGGGACGGUUGACAAGUUGUGUGACAGUAGCAACAGCCAAUUUGGUACAGAGGUUGGUUCCGCGCCAAGACGUUGAUUUAUCGCCACAGUUGUUAGCUGAUAUUCUGUGUGCUCAAAGCUCCCGUCGUCGGAGUCGGAGGCGUCGGAUGCUCCCGAGUCAGCCGCGGAUUCUGCAUCCGAGUUCGGUUGCGUGUUUUCAAUAUCACGGUAUGAUCUUUCGCGCGGUUUUCGCGAGGGUAGUAGAAUGAUUCCUUCCUCUGCCUGCGUCUCGAUCCUUGACGACGGGGGUUGCGUUGGAUGCAAUAAACUGCGGACUGGGUUACGAAACAGCAGAGCGCGUGAGGACGGGUCUGUGAGACUAGGCAUCUGCAGUGCAAUGAAUCUUUCCGAAUACAUCCGGAAUGGACUUGAAGCACCUUACGUUUCCCUGGAGGACCGAUUUCCAUCCCAUGUCCACUACGGUAGACGGUCAUCGAGCCCGUGACGCCUAAAACCACCUUCUCUCCGCGAUAUUUCGGAACCUCCCGCCUAUUCAGACCCAUCGUAAGAUUACUUGGGUCUCCUCGUCGGUCUGAGUAGAACAACGGGGGUGUCGAGUCCCAAGAAAGCACGAUGUCCUCGGCGCGCUCGCGUUUCGCAUCAUCGCGUACGGGGUCGAGAUCGAGGUCUUUAUCACGUCUCCUUCGUUUCCCUUUUCUGCUCUUUUUCUCGUUAUCGCUGUUCUUGACUUCGCCGGAGGAAUUUGAAGGUAGCGCUGGGAACGAUGAGAAGGACGGAACUGGUAACAUGGCCACCACUGAUCGGUUUGAGCUCGGGAAGAUGGAUUUGUCAUCGACUUUGACAGCUGUCAAUGAAUAUAAAUCUUGCUUUGCGUUCAACCCACAUACAAUCUACGCAACCCCUUCCCUGUUCACGCUAAACUCGUCUGCAAACGAAUUAAAAAUGCGUCCCUUGACGGAGGAGGAGUCCCGAGCCGUGUUUGAGAAGUUGGCCAACUACAUCGGCAAAAACUUGAUUCAUCUCAUCGAUAGACCGGAUGGCGCGUACUGCUUUCGGCUUCAAAAGGACAAGGUGUACUAUGUUUCGGAGGAGACUAUGCGACUGGGAAUAUCCGUCGCACGACCAAAUCUCGUCUCGCUCGGCACUUGUUUUGGCAAGUUCAGUAAAUCGGGAAAGUUCAAGCUGCAUAUAACGGCCCUCGACCAAAUAUCCAAGUACGCCAAAUUCAAGGUUUGGAUCAAACCGAACGGCGAGAUGCCCUUUUUGUAUGGAAACCAUGUGUUAAAAGCCCACCUGGGUCGUAUCACGGAGGACACACCCGAACAUCAGGGAGUCGUCGUGUACAGCAUGAACGACAUGCCAUUGGGUUUUGGUGUGACGGCGCGAGCUACGGUCGACACGAGAAAAUUAGACCCAACGUCUAUCAUUGUCUUCCACCAAGCCGAUGUGGGCGAGUACCUUCGAGACGAGGAAACCCUCUUUUGAUGGUGCUGCUUCUCUUUGGGCAUCUGUCGUACAUUACGCCGUCCGCCGGACCUGAAGUGCUCAGCUGGCAGGUUAAUCAUUUCUUUUGCUGUGUGUAGGGAAUGGGAUUCACCGAGUCCACUGGCUGGUCGCUGCUGGUACAGCCGAAGUCGAGCAGGUCUGAGACGAUCCAGUAGCACUGGUAGCACUAGAAACAAGUACUGCUUGCAGUCACUGUGGAAAUAUUGAUGAUGCGAUCACCAGUCGCAUACUUGACAUCACGAACUCUUAUUCCGCUAUUUUGCGAUGCUUUUGGCGCAGGAGUGGACUGACUUGCGGGACGAGGAAAUCACUUUGGACUGCAUCCAAAGGACGCUCGAACCUCUCGAAGACGACCUCUGGGUUGCCACCGCUUGUCUGGACCGGGUGGUUGAUGACACGACUAUCCAACGUUCACUACUCGACCUCGGCCUUGAGAGGACGGUCUCCGCUGCGCAACGGUCCCAGGCGUCGACUGUAGUUGAUGCCGAAUCUACGCCUUUCGAUGACGCGCUCACGUCCCACUUCAAUCAACUUCCGGCUGACGCGCGCCUGUGUGCCAUCCGGAUUGUUCUGCUCCACCGCCUCGACCGUCUCAACACGUAUGUGGAGAUAUGCAAACUGGGUCCGGGAAACCUUGCUGGAAAUGAGGAACAGGGGGAGGAAGACGCUUGGGAGGACGCGUGGGGAGAGCCUUCAUCGCCGACUGACGUGGAGGAAUCCGCGCCGUUGACUCUCCCUCAAUUUCUCCUGGAUCCGCUUGUUCACUCUGCUUGCACAUUGGCGACGCGACAGUGGCUCUCUGCAGUCAAAUGCUUGUUUGGGCGACAUACGUCAUCCAUAUGGGCGCACCGUUUGACGAUUUUACAAUGUAUACCCGACCACGUGGACCCCUCCUUGUUCCGCGACCUUCUCCCCGCCACUGAAACCGGAAAUCCCCAGGAGAGGGUAUCUGUAAAGACGCCGUGGAGGAAUGAAGCUGACUGGGUUGAGAAUGCGGUGGUGCAUGCAGUCCUGAACGGUCUGGAGAUGGACGUCCUUGCAGCUGAAGCCCAGGAGAGCGCAGAGUCUGCUGAAACCGUUCUGGAUGUGGAUUCUCUGAGCGCCUGGUACCAGGAGCGUAUCCGCAAUGUCAUAUCCUCCACUGGGAUGAUUGACAUUGCCCUGAGCUUGGUCCAACAUGCCGCCUCGCAGGGAGUUCCAGGACUGGACGAAAUGGGCGAGGACCUGAGUCUGCUGGCCCGGCUGGUCUACGAUGCACCACAAGGGCAAGAGGAAGACGAUUGGACUUUGGACCGGUGGCAUGCCAUGGACGAGCAUGCUGUCCUUUGUGCAUAUCUGGCCCACUCGACGGCUGAGACCCUGGCAAGAGACAUCUGGCGUUUGGUCAUGCCAUAUCUUUUUGUUUUGGAGUCGAGGGCUGAACGCUCGGGCCGCCCGGACCCACACAUUCGAACGCGGAUCCUAUACGACUACAUUCUCAGUGUGCCGCUAGAGACCUGCGCCACGAUCUUUGAGGCAUCGAAACCGAUUCUGCCCACCGCACAACGUAUUGUCCAGAACGAUGAAGACAUGGCCCGCAUAGCAUUGGCAUGUUUGUACGGGAGCAGCAGUCUUGACGAGUGGACGACGAUGAAUCGAAUAUUCGAAUGUUUGCCCGCAUGGGAUAUCGCUGCGGACGCUGAGGAGGAUGUCGCCGACACGACGAUUGCAUCUCUCGGCGCCUUCGUUGUGCCGUCGACCACGCGACCUCAAUGCACACCGUCAGACCUCCUGCUGUUCUUCCAGCCUCUGCCACUGACCUCUCUGUCACGUGCGCUCGACAUACUGGACGUCCAUCUCGAGUCGGGCGAGAUCCUGUCACGAUGGAGCGUUCCUGCACCCUUGCGAUGGUUCCUUCAGAGCAGCUCAGACGUGGCAGAACAGCGCGCCUGGGCUAACAGAAUGGCAAGAAGGGCUGGCGGGUCCGAUGACAAGUUGACGUCGUUGGAUGACUGGGAAUGGCUGCUGGAAGACAUGCUCAAGCUAACUGGCAAGGGCGAUAAUGGCUUAAACGGUGCAUUUGGGCUGUUGACGCAAGACGAAGUCCUGCGGAUCUUCCUCAGCGGGCUCCUGAGCACAGGCAAUUUCAGCAUUGCCCGUAACCUGCUUAACUCGCCGAAAAACAAGCUUACGCUCGGCAAUGAAGUCUUGGAGGACAUCUGUUUGGCCUGUUCACACGAAUUGUAUGACAAUUCGAGCUCCGGAAACUACACUUUCGGAGAUAUGAAACUGGCGUACGACUGUCUGGACGUGCCUCCGCCAUCAGACCGACUUCUGAGGGAGAAGGAAUUCAUCGAGGCUACUUCCCGGCUUGCAUCAUUCAAUGUCAAAUCAGCGCCUAUCGAAAUCCGAUUGACCAAAGAUCGGUUGUCCUUGGUUUCACAUGUGCUUUCCAGCAACAGCGAGGCUUACAAACACACCGAAGUCGUCCUAGAACUGGUCCACAAGCUGGGUUUCCGGGACAACGCUGUUGCGGAAGUCAAGACGCUGGCCAUGCUCACGGACACUGCCCUGCAAGCCGAGGACUUUUCACGCGCAUUCGAGACCAGCCAGAGGAUGGUCAACACUGUAUUCUCGCUCCGGGAAGCCCAUCCGAACUUGCACAGUUCCGAGGUCCAGGAGGCGAGCGAGGUCUGCUGGGUCACAUGUUUCCAGCUUGCCAGGCAUCCGGAAUUCGACGAGCUGGACAAGAAACUCACCCUAUUUGGUCUUGCGCUUGAGCUCUGCCCGGCGGACAAAUUGCAUGAUGUGCUGGGAUCUUGGAGGCGUCUGGAGAAUGAGUCGAUCCAGGUCCGAGAAGAGCAACUCUCAAACGGCCCUGGAAACAAAACCAAAAUCACCAAACGGCCAACCAAUGCUGGUGUCUCACUUAGGUCGCGUCUGCAAGACUUCCAGAUGCCUUCUCCGGCACUGCUUAACACUCCCGACGCAGCCGCCCUGGCUAGCAGAACAUUCCGUACGGUGGCGGCAAAUUUCCCAUUCGGCCGUGGCCGUUCACAAUUCCCUAACCAUGAAGGAGAGAGGUCUAGUAGUGGCAGCCGGCGAGGGGGGGAGUCGGACGAGAUCUCAGCCCAGGCCAGUCGUGUGCUCUCCAAAGGGAUAGGAUGGCUCAUCGGCGCGGACGAGGAUUAGUUUUGAUCACCGAUCAUUGAUCAGUGGCGGUACUGUGCAUGUAGCCAUAUUUGUUGAUCGCUUUGAGGUCUGUUCCUCACACUCCCUUUCGUUCUUCGUGUCAAUGCCACAUCGGAACCCAAACAGACAAGCCAGGCUCCACUGCGGUCGCAAGUUGAAUGCGGGUACCGGUGCCUUAUCUGCCAGCACUCAAACCCAGCAGCAUCUGUGAUGAAAUUGAAUGUCGCCAUGAAACACCAAUAUCAACCGGAACAUGUACGGCUCAAGGAAGCGAGAUCUCAGCGCAAAACUCGCACCAAUACACCCGCUCGAUCCGCCAACCCGAAUGGCCGCCACAAUCAAUUGGGAAAUCAAUUUGCCUGCACUGCACCCUUCACGGUAAGACUCGGCGCGUGGGCGCCUUUAAACGCUCCCGAAGGCAGGUCUCGCACUGUCAAGAGAACAAUUCGCGGUCCAGCUGGCGCAGGAACAUCAGUUUCCUCCACAUCGCUCCAUGCUCGACAUGGUUCCGUAUCGGAUACAGUGUGUCGAUUCCGCCUGGCAUGGAGAAGAAAUGCGUUUGCACCCUUUUCUCGAUGCGAGCUACAAGCAGGCUGCGGCGCAUCGUGAGAAGUCGAGCCUACUGACUGCCGCCGAGACUUGGAAUCAGACGUGGGCUCCAAGCGCGGACCUGGAUUACGACCGAUGGGGUGCGCCGCCGCGGUCGCUGAGUCUGAUGACCUGAGAUCCUCCACCUCCAAAUUCCAUAGUGGUAUUCGGGGUCCACGGUCACUGACAUCGGCCUUUGAAUUUGUUGAACACGUCGCAAGUAAACAGGCCAUACACGAUCACGCUCGGAAACAACGAAUGGAUUCCUUUUUCAAGGUUCGUUUCGAAGUAAGUUGGACCUCUGGAGACAUAUCGCUCAGUUAUCGACUCAGCUCUCGACCCACGACCAAGUCCGAGAGAUCACACAACUGGUCCAUGAUUUGCGUACCAUGACUUGAUUAGCACGCGUCGUCAGCAAGCCUCCAAAAUGAGAUGAUAUCGAUUUCUCCAAUCCAAUGCUAAAUGUAGUCUAAGUAUGCGAUAUUACAUGCGAUAGGUAUUCCUCCGGGGUACAUAUACAAUGACGGCGUCUGCUCCAGUAUUUCACGAGAGGGCAUAUCUCAAGUGGUCAGAGAGAGCAUGCUCGUUCUUGGAAUGUCGUUUAGCGUGUAUCGGCCGGCCCUCUGAAUGGAUCUGUGCACAAGUCAACCUCGAAACGCUAGUUGAAACUCGAAAAACUCACCGGCAAUUGCUCGAGUGUCGUGCCAGAAGAUGGUUUCUUCCAUAAAACAGACCCAUUUUCCAGCCCAUACAUCAGCCGCAGGGCCGAUAGCCCUGGAUACACCCGCUCCAACUCAGACUUCAGCCGCCCAAAACAAGUUAUCACAUCUUCAGCUUCUUCCACCGGCGGAACCCAAAGAUUGUAUCGAUCCUUCCCCUCGAUACGCAUCCGGAACAGCCGCAUACUUGUCUUGGGAGACGAGUGUGCCAGGAGACCAAGCAGAUCCGUCGCCGAAACAGCCGGAUCAUUGAUACUCAAGCUGCGCAGAGCCGGAAACACACGAUGGACCGAACGCAAGAACGUAGCAGGCAUCGGCCCGUCUACACGGAAUGACAGAUACUCGACUCGUGCGACGCUCAGAGGAGAUGCGCGCAGGGAGCGAAACGUCCGCGUCAGCCGGUGUGCCUUGGCAGGAGUACUGAUCUCAAUCGUCGCGACCAGACCAGUGCUCGCGAAAAGCAAUGCAAAGUUCCGCGGCCCACGGUAGAAUUUGAGAUUUGGCAGCAGGGUUGGCGGGAACGCCGUGGGGACACCCGUUCGCGGGACUUGUCCAUCAGCGCCAACGUGGAUGACCAUGCGCUCGACGGCAGGGCAUUGUGCCAACGCAGUUGCGAUCUGAGGUGAGGUAAGCGCCAGGGCCGGCAGCUCAAGGUACUUGAGUUUGCCGAAGCGCCCGCUGUCACUGAGUGCGGGAGCGAUGUCAUUCGUCAACGCAAUUAGACGGCGGAGGCGCGCAGGGGACAGGAUGAUACUGAAAUCAGUGCAAGAUGUCUCGGGUGACCGGACCGUGACCUGGGAGAGCGCCAGGGGAGACAGUCCGACCAUCUCGUCUGUGACACAUGAGUCCAGGCUUAGGCCUGACAGUUGUGGCAAGGCGUGGAGGAUGGUUAAGCGCGCGACGGUCAAGCGAACCGUACGACACUCUAACGUGCGCAAGUUAGGAAACUUGCGCAGACUGUCGAAGGCAGCGUCGAGGACAUCGUCCCGGGAUCCGAUAGACGUCUCCGCAUCCUCUUCGGCGGCAGGGGGAUAGAUCAAACAUUCCCUGACGGCCGGCGCCACCCCCGGGGAGGUGAAAAAGUCGAGCCUCUGAGCUGCUUUCUUUCGGGACUUGUUGGCAGUGUACCGCAGCGCCAGUGGAGGAAGCGCUGUAUGCGAAAAGUUCGGGUAGAUGGCAAUCCGUGUAAACAGGAGCGGCUGCGCAAGGACUCGGAAGGUAUCACAAACGAGCGAGACAGACUUGAGAUCGGCGGAAGAGGACGAGAGGUGAGAGAAGACUUGGAGCCACAGUUCUGGCGGAAUGAGUAGAAGGAGCUUUGAUGCCGUGUCCAUGCCCUCGUUUCGACGUCUUCUGCCACCGAAUCUAGCGUUCCGGGCCUUGUCGACUACAUGGCUGAGGUGAUUUUUCAUGCCUUGCGGAAGGGAGCGUAGAGGAGAGCGAAAGGCUUUGGGGACGGGUAAGCGGCGUCGCCACUUUCCUGUCCGCCUGGUAUAUAUAACAGCGUAGAUGGGAACACCCUGAAGCGCUGUCAGGGGUCAACCAAAAGAUUGGCAGGCCACCUGAUUCAGCCGAUCACUCCAAAGAUAGUGCAUGAGUAGCUUUAGCUCAGUUGCAGUCUUGUGUGGCGGUUUAGACAUCCAGGCAGUGUUUCGAGCGAUGCAUAUAUGGGUUUCGCUCACACUCGGUCACGGUCAAGCUCCAAUCAGCUCUCCCACCUUGCACAGCCCUCAGACAGCACAUGAUCGCGCCAAGAAUUGCUGUUGAGGUCAUACUUAUCUUUCACACACCCAUACGCCCACUCUUUCUCUCUACCAUCAUCUGGAUGUCUUCUAAGGAUUCAAGACCUCUUCCUUACGGCUGGAUCAGCCAGGAACACAACGGAAAUGUGUUCUACGUCGAUACAAAGGCAACACCACCACGCUCCAUCUGGACUCAUCCACUCGACGACGAGCAAUAUCUCAAAGAGCAUCCCGAUGCCCGAGAGAAAGCUAAAGUCGAUGUUUACUCUCCACCACCACCACCAGAGUACAGUUCACCACCCGCCUCCGGAUCCGCAGCAUCUUCGUCGACUAACCGGGUCUCUGGAGCCAAACCUGAGAAACGUGGUUUCUUCGGUAAGAUAAAGGAUGCCACAGUCGGAACCAAAGAAGAACGGGAACAAGAGAAGCGACACAAGGAGGAGCAACGUCGCCAAUUGAUGCAGCUUCGUGAACGGCAGCAUCAAGAGGCAAUGAGGCAACAGGCUGAGAUGUAUCAGCAACAACAGCUGAGAUAUCAGCAGCAGCCGCAAUGGGGUGGGAUGCCCGGGCCUUACCCCGUUCAACAACAGCAGCGUGCUGGAUUCGGGGGAGGUGGAUUGGGAGGAGGCGGUAUGGCACUUCCGUUGCUUGGUGGAUUGGCCGGUGGAAUGCUACUGGGCGACAUGAUGUCGGGUGGUUUCGGUGAAUACAUUCUUAUUUAUCUAACCACACGGACGACCUCUCUUACAUCCGUUCCCCAUAAAUCGUUCAACUUGAGAUUCUCGGACUUGGAGGAUAUCGAAACUGCAACCCGUGAGGACGAGGACCAGCGCGCAGAACGAACCUUGGACUGGAUUGGCGCUCGUAUCAGUAAACGGUGUUCUCAAUGGCUUCAGGAUAUCGAUAAGCUAGAGAAGGAACCCUCCAAAACACCCUGGUGGGAUGAAUUGAGGCGUUGUGCGGAAGGCGACUCUGUUCCCAUAAAACAAGAGGGCUGGAAUCAUCCCGUUGCGAUCAUCCUGGCUGUUUCCACCACCGCACCAAACCCUCUCCAAGCUAUAACGGCUCUGCAUGCGCGCGCCAUCGAGCUACCUGCUUGGGUUGAUCCAAUCUACAUUCGAUACACAUUGAUCGUGCAUCCGGAGAAUUCGCCUUUCUCGGAGGAAGAGGCGGGUGCACUGUUCAAUGCUGUGAAGAAACAGUUUGGGCUUCAUAGCUACAUCCUCCCUCUCUCUUUGCCUAGUCCUCGGCCAUCACCUGUGCCUAUCCCAGCUCUGAUGCCGAGCUUACCUCCGCCUCCUACUUCGGAGUCUCUACAAGCUGGGUCUGAUCCCGCUGACCCCCCAUCGCCCACUGUACCACCCAUCAACACUCUGCGCAUGAGCGAAGGAGACAUCCAACAAACGGCUCGAUUCACACGCGAAUUUGUUGUCAUGAGUCUCAUUCCAUGGAUGGAAAGAUGUGUUGUAGAGUGGAGUGAGACUUUCACUUCCAAUAGACGGCUCCCGUCGCGUCUCUUUUCAUCGACCAGACGGCUUUUUGGCUCUCCUUCCCCAUCUCCAGCUCCAACACACACAUCCUCUGGAUCCAUAUCGCGGUCGAGCCCAUUGAACGGGGCGUCUCCUCUUCCCAGCAUGACUCCAUCAACGACUCUACCGACGCAUCGUCGUUUGGCUGAGUUUGCGACCAUUCUGGGUGAUGUGAAGUUGGCCGUCACUGUAUGGGAGGCUUUGCGGAAGGAAAGCAAGGGCGGAUCGGAUAUGCUACCGAUGUUGCUGGCGCCCUCCCCAACGUUGCCAUUACAUGCCGGCAAUGCGUUGACGGCACUCAUGUCCUCUCCAGAACCGACAGCGCAAGCCCAGAUACGUGCCUUGAUCUACGCAGUCCGCUGGGAAACAGGCAUCCCGAGCUCCGAGUUCUUGUCCGAUGCCCUGGAAGGGGAUCGCUGGCUGGUUUGGGCUGCAGGCAAGUCAGAAGAAGCAUCUUCAGCGUUGUUAUUAGGACAUGCUGCACUUCUCAGUGCGCGGAGAUCCGCUACUCGUCGCGCAGCUCUGUGGUAUCUAUCAGCGGCAAACAGACUGGAAAAGUGCGGAAUUAAACCGUUGACCAUGUAUUUUCUUCGCAAGGCUCAGCAGCUGUACCAACUUCGAACGCCAAAGGAACUUUCUCCCUCAUUCUGGGAUUCGGAAGGUCGUUUUCCAGAAGAGGAAGCAGGUUUCGACGCUAUUCUACCUGGAAUAGAGCAUCCUCUGGGACGGCUGCUCUAUACCACAGGAGAUGUCGCUGGUGCUGUCGGACUGUUCUUGGGUCUGUUCCGGGACUCCUUGCCUCGCAUUACGUCCGAAGCAGAGGGCGCCGGCACCGACAAAAUGUUUCUCGAUGACUUCAGAGUUGCGUUUGCUCACUUUCAAUCGACAUUCCCGAAUCACCAAGCUCUUGAUCUCACGAUGCCAUUCGCACUUUGCGUCAAGAAGCGCACACGGCUUCGGCUUGCCCGUGACACUGCAUCAGAAUCUGAUCACUGGCAGCCCUUUGAGGAUCGCUGGGACGCAUUUUGGAAGAGCGGCGGCCAAAGUGAGCGACUAGAAAAGCCGAGCAGAGUCGGUGUCAAUGAAAUAUUCCACGUGGAGGUCGUCUUACGCAACCCGUUGGACACAGAAGUGAAUUUGUCCAGUCUCACGGUUCUCGCAGAAGAGGCUUCGGGAUCAACUGAGGCCUGUCUUGAAAUCGAGACAUCGGAUGACAUCGUACUUGCGCCCAAAGAAUCACGCACUGUCGCCAUCUCCGUCAAGGCUUUACGAGCUACGACUGUAACGAUCACAGAUGUGGCAUAUACCUUCCUGUCUCUGCUGCCGGUCCGAGAGCCGCUAGCUAUGCGAGGAGCGAGAUUGCAGAACACCCCGGCUCAGCGACAGUACCCGACCUACGCACCCGACGUACUACUCAAGGUUGAUGUUGUCGAGGCUGCCCACCAAUUACGAGCCAGUUUUGUGGACGAUCUGCAGCUAAAUUUGUAUCACGGAGAAACCCGACCUUUGCGGGUGUUGCUGGAAAAUUGCGGCAGCAAACCUAUCGGACAAAUGUGGCUUCUCGUCGGGGAAGAGGAUGCCAUCUGGCUCGAAUCAGGCUCUAGCGGAGAGAUCAGCAACGUCGCGCGGUCAGACAACUCGGUUGCUCUUCCGGAACCGCAGGCCAUUGCUAUCGGACAGUCAGGAUUGCAGCCCGGUGAUCGUGUCGAAGUCGACCUGCUGCUCCAUGCCAACCGUUCGGGCGAGCAAGAGCUGUCGCUGCUGUUCGUUUUCCGGGAGGACGCCGGCCUAUCUUUCCAUUCGGCCGGUCUGGUCCGGCGUUUCGAUGUGCAGCCUAUCCUGGACGUCAGCGUCACUUCUAUCCCAUGCCGCAACCCCCAACAUCUGUUCUCGAUGGACGUACAGCUGAGCAAUGUCUGCACGCGUCCGAUCCAAGUCACGCAGGUGAUGACGCCUAGUCCCGGCUGGAGAUGCGAUCCUCUGCAAGAGACAUCAUUGCAAUCAUGUCGAAUCCACUUUGGUGUCAACCGGUGGGAAGACGGCAGUGGAUCCGCAGAAACAUUCGAAUUCGUCAAGAAUGGCUUGCGCAACGUGCUGCUUGGCACCAGGGCUCAAUCAACUGCUCCGCCGAUUGAUGUCCUCUACACAAGCCCUCCUCUGCCGGCUCAGAGAUAUUUCCACGAGUGCAGUCGCCGCAAUCACACGCUACGGCAGAUAGCAGCCAACCUUCCACAUAUCCCUUCCAGAUCAUUCCCAGAUGUUUUCCCGCUUUACAAUCCCCACUGCGUCGACGUUAUCGUGCACUGGGAAAUCCCUGCUCAAGAGCGUUCGGGUCACGUGUUUGUUCCCGGCGUCACACUCGGUGCCGGCCAUGCUCCCCUGCGCGAAAUCCUGCAAGAGGCCGAGAACACAAAAGUCACGCGCAGCAUGUAUGCUGAAACACAGCGCGAGAGGACGGAGGUCGUGCAAGCAAUCGAGCGCAGCGAGUGGAACUCAGAGAUGAACCCACACAUCCUGUCUAUCGGCCAGCGCCUUCUCUCGCAUGAUUUCUCAAAAGGACUAUCGCAAGUGCCGAUAGAUCUCACUGUCAGAAACUACUCGCCAUUUAACCAUUCGCGGUUUGUUCUGCGACUUAAGAAAGAACGCUCUGCGUUAGUUCUUCCCUCUUCCCUUUGCUUCGAACGGCCCGCUGAAGAGACAACUAGAGAGAAUCCUGUGCCAGACUAUUCCGGGCGUGUGACCUUCCGAGGCACAUUGGGACCUCUCGAAGCGACGACAUUGACUCCGCGAAUGUGGAUCGACCGCCCCGGAUCAUACUCGCUUGACGGCUGGGAGCUUGACACAGAGGUCGUGGAGGUUGACAAUGAAGUGGUCCGCCUUAGAUAUCAACAAACGCCACAAUUAGGAUCUCUCGUAGUCUCGGAUCUUCGCGCCAGUUGA
Mycena citricolor is the source of this 13349-nucleotide messenger RNA. The record is from the annotation of a GenBank genome assembly. NCBI's taxonomy places the organism in Eukaryota, Fungi, Basidiomycota, Agaricomycetes, Agaricales, Mycenaceae.